Messenger RNA from Talaromyces proteolyticus, 1481 nucleotides. Its product is annotated as chaperonin 10-like protein. Gene Ontology annotation, molecular function: oxidoreductase activity, acting on NAD(P)H. The transcript has 2 exons. The record is from RefSeq and is a predicted model, not a curated record. Bases 299 to 1405 code for a protein of 368 amino acids. NCBI's taxonomy places the organism in Eukaryota, Fungi, Ascomycota, Eurotiomycetes, Eurotiales, Trichocomaceae.
GAAUUGGGCCCCCAAGAACCAUAACCUGAUGCGCACGGCGACCAUCACCUCUUAAUUAGGAAUCCGAAUCCAGUUCUGUCAAAUUUACAAGGAUUAGACUCCCCCCUUUUCCUCCCAAGCAUUACCGUCAGAGAUGCUUUUCAAAAAGAAAAUGUUUUUAGCGGCUGAGGCAUGACUUCAUAGAAACAUAAACGAAUGAUCAAGGCCGAGUGUUAAAUGCAUUUCUAUGAAACAGGAUUAUCCUCAAGCUCUCCUUGUAUUCUCGAUAUUUUCUACUAUUACAUGAUUAGUAGUGAACAUGGCGCUCCCCGAGAACCACAUCAAAGUCCCAUCUGUACAGAUAUCCAUUCGUCAAACCGAGGCAUGGGAAAAUGACCGGCUUCCAUUUGCAGUUUGCUCCGACUCAGAGGUCAGACACCUUGACCCUGACAUGGUGCUCGUUAAGACGGUUGCCGUCGCUAUCAACCCCUACGACUACAAGAUGCCAACCCAGUUCCACUCACCUCGGACAACACCUGGCGUCGAUUUUGCAGGGAUCGUGGUUUGCAAAGGCUCGGCGGUUUCGGCGAGCAUAGAGGUUGGAAGCCGCGUUUGUGGAAUGGUCGGUGGCUCGAAUCCAGGAGAUGAGCUAAUGGGUGCAUUUGGACAAUAUGUGCCAGCCUAUGAACACGCCCUACUGAGAAUUCCAAAGUCAGUCAGCUGGGAAAAUGCAGCGGCUCUCCCAAGUGCCGUUAUAACUAUUGGCGCCUCUUUGUUCAGUUCAAGUGGUCUGGGGUUGUCGGUGAAUCCAGAAAGCCCUGCUCAGGAUCCAUUCUUCGUCCUUGUCUACGGCGGUAGCACAUGCUGUGGAACGAUGGCAAUCCAGCUUCUCAAACAAUCAGGUCUCACCGUCGUGACGACAUGCUCACCAGGGAAUUUCUCACUCGUCAAAUCAUAUGGCGCUGAUGAAGUGUUUGACUAUCAUUCCCCCACGUGCGCUGAAGAUAUCAAGGCAUAUACAAAGAAUCGUCUGAAAUACGUUCUUGAUGUCAUCACUCAGGCUCGAACAACCCAAAUCUGUUACAGUGCCAUUGGACGAGCGGGUGGCAGAUAUAUUGGCUUGGAGCUGAUUAACAAAUCAUUUACGAGCGGCUUAAGGAGGACAGUGGACGCGGGUUGGAUAAAUUCACUAACUUUCUUGGGACGCGAAGUUUGCUUAGCUGAAGGGUAUGAAAGUAAAGCCCGUCCUGACCACCAAGCAUUUACGAAGAAGUGGCUUACCACAGCUCAAAACUUACUCGACAACGGCUCGCUAAGGUCCCAUCCUCCAAGGGUAAUGCCCAACGGGUUUGAAGCAGUCAUUGACAGUGUGGAGAGAAUCAGACGGCAAGAGGUAUCGGGUCAGAAACUGGUCCAUUUUAUUUGAUUGGUACUAGAAUAUAAGUCCUUGAACACUGAAGAGCAGAAUACAUCUGUUAUUCUGUCCACUUAGGAAUUGCCAU